Propithecus coquereli (Coquerel's sifaka) is the source of this 1636-nucleotide messenger RNA. RefSeq names its product SH3 and cysteine rich domain 3 (gene STAC3). Gene Ontology annotation, cellular component: extrinsic component of cytoplasmic side of plasma membrane. The record is from RefSeq and is a predicted model, not a curated record. The coding region runs from base 200 to 1294 and encodes 364 amino acids. The transcript is spliced from 12 exons. Gene Ontology annotation, molecular function: protein binding. NCBI's taxonomy places the organism in Eukaryota, Metazoa, Chordata, Mammalia, Primates, Indriidae. Gene Ontology annotation, biological process: positive regulation of voltage-gated calcium channel activity; skeletal muscle contraction; positive regulation of protein localization to plasma membrane.
CCUGUCAUUUCGCUCUGACACCAAGGCAAGAGGCUAGGAGGUCUACAAAUAGCGUCUGGGUAGCUGGUGCGAGUACGGAGGGUACUGGGGGGGCUUAGCCCCCAAGGAAGAGGACUAGUCCUCCCCAGCACCACCAUCGAGGCCCCAGGGCCUCCCACUUCCCUCCAUAGACUGUGGACUGACUAGGGAAUCCCAAACGAUGACAGAAAAGGAGGUGCUGGCAUCCCCUAAGCCCUCCUUGCCAGCAGAGACUCGGCAAAGUGGGCUACAGCGGCUGAAGCAGUUAUUCAGGAAGGGGUCUACAGAGACAAAGGAGAUGGAGAUUCCCCCAGAGCCCCAGGCCAAUGGGGAGGCAGUGGGAGCUGGGGGUGGGCCCAUCUACUACAUCUAUGAAGAAGAGGAGGAAGAAGAAGAGGAGGAGGAGGAACCACCCCCAGAACCUCCUAAGCUUGUCAACGAUAAGCCCCACAAAUUCAAAGAUCACUUCUUCAAGAAGCCAAAGUUCUGUGAUGUCUGUGCCCGGAUGAUUGUUCUCAACAACAAAUUUGGGCUUCGCUGUAAGAACUGCAAAACCAACAUUCAUGAACACUGUCAGUCCUAUGUGGAGAUGCAGAGAUGCUUCGGCAAGAUCCCCCCUGGUUUCCAUCGGGCCUAUAGCUCCCCGCUCUACAGCAACCAGCAGUACGCUUGUGUCAAAGAUCUCUCUACUGCCAAUCGCAAUGACCCCGUGUUUGAAACCCUGCGCACUGGGGUGAUCAUGGCAAACAAGGAACGGAAGAAGGGACAGGCAGAUAAGAAAAAUCCUCUAGCAGCCAUGAUGGAGGAGGAGCCAGAGUCGGCCAGACCAGAAGAAGGCAAACCCCAGGAUGGAAACCCUGAAGGAGAUAAGAAGGCUGAGAAGAAGACACCUGAUGACAAACACAAGCAGCCUGGCUUCCAGCAGUCUCAUUAUUUUGUGGCUCUCUACCGGUUCAAAGCCCUGGAGAAGGACGAUCUGGAUUUUCCGCCAGGAGAAAAGAUUACAGUCAUUGAUGACUCCAAUGAGGAGUGGUGGCGGGGGAAAAUCGGGGAGAAGGUCGGGUUUUUCCCUCCAAAUUUCAUCAUUCGGGUCCGGGCUGGAGAACGUGUGCACCGCGUAACGAGAUCCUUCGUGGGGAACCGCGAGAUAGGGCAGAUCACACUCAAGAAGGACCAGAUCGUGGUGCAGAAAGGAGAUGAAGCCGGUGGCUACGUCAAGGUCUACACCGGCCGCAAGAUGGGGCUGUUCCCCGCCGACUUCCUGGAGGAGAUUUAGGAGUGCAGGCGCCCGCUGGCGGGAGACACCCUUGCCCCCAUUCUGGGCGGGCCCAGUGGAGGUUGGGGAGGAAAAGGGCUAAAGCAACCGGACUGCCGGGUAGGGGAGAGGUGGAAAGGCCCGCCAGAGCCUGACCGGGCUUCUGGAAAGGGACUGGUUCCCACCCCCUACCCCGGCCUUGGGUCUCGGAUGCCUAAAGCAGCCCGCACCGGAAACCCCAAGAGCUGGAAAGAGAAAAUAGCUCACUAGGAGGAGUGGGGCGGGGAGGUGGGGGGAAAGGGGUGGCAGGGGCUAACUGUCGGAUGUUGCGAAUUUACUAAAGUUUUGACAAAAGUUAGAAAA